AAAAAAAAAAAAAAAAAAAAAUAGUGAACUUUGAAUUUGAGACAAAGAAAAAAAAAAGUUGUUGGUCCCCUGUUGAAUCUUGAUUGUUAUCUGCGAGGACCCUUUUGAUGGACCGAGUUUUCUAAGCCCUCAAUCGAAAUUUGAUUCUAUGAUUUCGACUCUUGCUGAUGAUGAGGCAUUUAUGAUUACCUAAAUGAUUUCGAUCUCAUUUUGUGGUGAACACCUUUUACGCAAUAAAAACCGUCAUUGGAGUAAAAAAAGUCACAAUGGGUGGGCUUUGCUCGAGAAGGUCAACUGAUGACACGGUAUUAUCCACUGCACUUCCACAUGUCAACGGGCGAUUGAGUUACGGCUCUGGAAUCAUUUAUCAGUCGCGUGGAUUGGGCGUGAAAGAAGAUAAUAAUACACCCACUGAUGUAGAAGUUAAGGAUAGGGAAUUAAGAGAGCCUUUCUCCUUUCCAGAAUUGAGUUCGGUACCUCCCGGCUCGAAUUUCGACGAUUUCAAUGAUGGCAUUCCUCGUCUGUCGAGGGUUUCAUCAGAUAAAUCGAGGUCCACGAGAUCAAAGCAAGUCGCGAUGGCUAAGGUCUCAGAAGUGAGUUCACUUUUGGGCCGAGCAGGCACUGUUGGCCUCGGCAAAGCAGUUGAUGUUCUCGACACGCUUGGCAGCAGCAUGACUAAUUUGAACCUUAGUGGUGGUUUUGCAUCCGGGAUAGCCACUAAGGGGAUUCCAAUCUCGAUUUUGGCCUUUGAGGUGGCAAAUACAGUCGUUAAGGGUGCUAAUCUAAUGCACUCUCUUUCGCAUGAGAACAUUCGGCACUUGAAAGAAGUUGUGCUGCCUUCUGAAGGCGUUCAACGGUUAAUAUCGACGAACAUGGAUGAGCUCCUUAGCAUUGCUGAAUCUGACAAGAGGGAUGAGUUGAAAGUCUUUUGUGGUGAAGUCAUUCGUUUUGGGAAUCGCUGUAAGGAUCCACAGUGGCACAACUUGGAUCGUUUUUUUGAGAAAUUGGAAAUGGAGCCCACACCUCACAAACAGUUGAAAGAAGCAGCAGAAGCCGAUAUGCAACAGUUGAUGAUGUUGGUUCAGUACACAGCUGAACUGUACCAUGAAAUGCAUGCACUGGACAGAUUUGAACAAGAUUGCCGGCGCAAGGCUCAAGAAGAGGAGAACUCGAGUUCUGCACAGAGAGAAGGAGACAGCCUCGCAAUUUUACGUGCAGAGCUAAAGAGCCAGAAGAAACAUGUAAAGAGUUUGAAAAAGAAGUCACUGUGGUCUAAGAUUUUGGAGGAGGUGAUGGAGAAGCUUGUGGACAUAGUUCAUUUUCUACAUUUGGAGAUUCAUUCGGCAUUCGGUAGCAGUGAUGGAAACACGCCUGCAAAAGAACAUCACCAGAGGUUGGGAUCUGCCGGGCUUUCACUGCACUAUGCAAAUAUUAUCAACCAAAUCGAUACACUUGUGAGUUCAUCCGAGAUGAGUCGCCAGCCCGCAGGCCCAAGCCCAACGGAUCUUCUACGGAUCGAGACCCUCCACCAUGCAGACAGGGAGAAAACCGAGGCCCACAUCCUCGACCUCGUCGUGUGGCUCCACCACCUCAUUAGUCAGUCGCGGGCCGCCAAUGGGCCCAGGCCCAAAUCCCCCGUGAAAUCCCCAAACCGGAAGUCCCUCCAGCUGUCGGCCCACAGGCCCGCCUCACCCUCGUCGGGACUAUCAGUCGAGGACCAACUAAUGCUCCAUGGCGUGAGCAAACAGAAGCUGACGCCCGGGAUAAGCAAAAGCCAAGAAUUCGACACUUCAAAAACGAGGCUUCUGUGCAAAAACAGCAGGCUGAGCAAGAGCAGCAAUCACUCACCUACACGAGAAAGCAAGCGGGACCCGUUCCCGAUCAGGCGGCCUUCCUCAGUCCCGAUUAUCAAUUUCGACAUCGACCGGAUAAAGGCACUGGACGUCAUCGACCGAGUCGACACGAUUUGA
Molecule: messenger RNA, 1970 nt
Organism: Striga asiatica
Lineage: Eukaryota; Viridiplantae; Streptophyta; Magnoliopsida; Lamiales; Orobanchaceae
Source: the annotation of a GenBank genome assembly